CUUGAAACAUCAGCUCAUUCAGCUCCUGGAGAGUAUAGUGGUGUGAAAGCAGCAAUAACAACAAGUUUACAAGAGGAGAAAUUCGAAAAUAUUGAUGAGAACACUAAAUGUGACCGAAAAUCACUUGAAUCAUCAGAUCAGGAGAAGAAGACUGAGUAUGAAUCUACGAGUCUUGUGUUUGAGAAUACAGAGAAGAACUGUUUUGAAUGUGAAAUAUGUGGAAAGACAUAUUCUGACCUAAGAAGCUGCCAGGCACACAUACGGGGUGUGCAUCUUGAAGCUCGCCAAAUGUGCAAGCACUGUGGUAAAAUGUUCAAGAGGCGUUGUGACUUGUACCAGCAUGAGAGAAGACACAGUGAGGCAAAUGUUCCUUGUAAGGUAUGCGGCAAGAAUUUCAAGCUUCGGAAGGACCUUGCUGCCCAUAUGGCCACACAUGUUGGAAGGAAGAAAUUCAGCUGCAAUGAUUGUGACAAGGAGCUCACAUCAUUGCGUAACCUAAAGAACCACAUUGCAAGUGUCCAUAAAAAGCAGAGAGCCUUUGAAUGUCACAUCUGCAAAAAAACCUAUUCCAAAGCAUGUUCCUUACAGGUUCACAUGAGAUCAGUUCAUACUGGAGAAAGGCCCUUCAAAUGUAAUGUAUGCAGUAAAAGAUUCUGUGACCCCGCUCUACUUAAACUCCAUCAUGCUGUCCACACUGGGGAGCGGAAAUAUUCUUGUACGCUAUGUGAUCGUCGCUUCAAUCAGUACAGCAACAUGAUCAGCCACCAGAGGGUACAUUCGAAUGAGCGACCUUUCACAUGUGUGAUAUGCAAGGAAAACUUUAAAACUAAGGAAGGCCUCUUGAAACAUAAGUGGGUGCACACAGGACUAAAGCCCCUGAAAUGCAGCCAUUGCUCCAAGGAAUUCCGCAUCAAGGAGAGUUAUGAAAGGCACAUGCUCAAGAGUCAUGGUGAGGUUGUUCAUCUUCCAAAGAUAUAUUUUGAGGUGCCUGAAGACAGCAAAGCUUCUGUCAGUACUAGUGCUAAGGUGAUAAGAAGUUUAGGAGAUUCAGAUAUUCAGGAAGUAGCAUCCAUCUCUUUGUCUGGUGAUUUAAGUGAAAAAACAGUUGAAAAGGAAGAAGACAUGACUGGUGACAUGAAUCAGGAUAUGGUUCCUGUGGUUCAGUUUGUGAGGGAAAUUGGACAAGAGGAAAGCCCAGCCAUUCAGUUAUCAGCUGACACUGCAAACCAUAUUGAGCUGAACUACCCUCUUUUGGCUUCAAAUGCAGAUCCAAGUGGAAAUGGUGCUGUAAUAAGCAGUUUGACUAACCAUAUUACUUCUGAGUCAGAUGUGUCACAGUCCAUUGAUGUGGAGUCCUUGUUACAGAAUGGUGUCAAUACAAGUGUUAGUAACUCAGUUGUGAUGGCCAAAGAAAAUCAGGCUGAAAUUUUAUCAACACAGCUUCAUGAGACUGUUAUGAUUAUUAAUGAGGCAUCUGAUAACAGCAAUGAAGUUUUAAGUGAUAGCAUUCACCAGUCAUCUGCUAUCAAAAUAUGGGUUCCCCGUGAUGAUCCUGUUGCUGGAGAUACACAGAAUGACUCAGGAAGUAGAACCAACAUUUUGAUAGUAUCAGAUGAGAGCUUCUCAGAUUCUGCACAAGCCCUUACAGUUUUAGGCUCUCAGGUGGUCUCUCCCCAUGUAGUUCAGACAAUGGUUCUAAAUAGAUCAAAGAAUCAAGUAUGUGAGAUCAAUGUAUCUGAAGAGCUACAGAGUUGAAUGUAUCUAACUAGUCAUAUUAAGUUCAGUAUCAAUGGAUUUCCUAUCUUUUAUAUUGUUACAGGGUAGUUUUUUGUUCACAGUAGAUAUUGUUAAAUAUUGUUUUUUGUAAGUGAAUAUAUGUGCAGAUUUUUUUGCUAUAUUUAUAUAAAUUUAUAGAUGUGCCACCCAAAGUGUCCUACAAAGAGACAAUACUAGACAUAUAUCACCCAUUAAAAUCAGCAGUUUGUAUUUGUGGGAAGUAGGCUGUGCAGAUGUUCCUAAAUAUACAAUGGACAGUAAUAAAGGUCCUCUCAGAUAAUAUUGUCAGAUGAACAACUAACUUCAAUACAUUUCUUUCAAAUCACGACAUAUAUGAAAGCAGUGUAGCAUUUUGAAUUUUGUUAAUUAAUGACACUUCCAGAGAAAUUCAUAUGUGGCAUGCCCUAAAAAACAUAUUCCAUUGAUGAAAUCAGCAAAGUACCAGCAGAGUACUACUAGACUUUUAUGAUUGUCCUGCAAUUUUAAGUACCAUUAGUACUUUAAAAUUGCCCUACACUUUUAAAUUUAUAUAUAUACUCUUUUUUUGUGACCAGUAACAUCAUCACCAUAAUCAUCAUCAUCAUCAUCAUCAUCAUCAUCAUUAUCAUCAUUAUCAUCAUCA
This is a messenger RNA of Penaeus monodon (black tiger shrimp), 2398 nucleotides long. RefSeq lists its product as uncharacterized. The record is from RefSeq and is a predicted model, not a curated record. Gene Ontology annotation, biological process: regulation of transcription by RNA polymerase II. Lineage: Eukaryota; Metazoa; Arthropoda; Malacostraca; Decapoda; Penaeidae. Gene Ontology annotation, molecular function: protein binding; DNA-binding transcription factor activity, RNA polymerase II-specific; RNA polymerase II cis-regulatory region sequence-specific DNA binding. Gene Ontology annotation, cellular component: nucleus.